Phycodurus eques (leafy seadragon) is the source of this 3251-nucleotide messenger RNA. RefSeq names its product prostaglandin E2 receptor EP4 subtype-like. Lineage: Eukaryota; Metazoa; Chordata; Actinopteri; Syngnathiformes; Syngnathidae. Gene Ontology annotation, biological process: cellular response to prostaglandin E stimulus; positive regulation of cytosolic calcium ion concentration; inflammatory response. Gene Ontology annotation, cellular component: plasma membrane. Gene Ontology annotation, molecular function: prostaglandin E receptor activity. The record is from RefSeq and is a predicted model, not a curated record. The transcript has 2 exons. The coding region runs from base 133 to 1314 and encodes 393 amino acids.
UCAGCGCGCCGAUGGGAGGUUGGCCCGCGAAAGCCCGCAGCGUCCCGGCCGCGUAAAGACGCGGCGAAACGCGCAUAAGAGGACCACGCGCAGUCAGCACUGGCUCAAGUGCGAACUUCGGGCCCGAAAGGCAUGCUGCUGACAAACGCGAGCUUCGCGCUGCGGUCGCGCACGACGCGUCCAAACUUCACGCACGCCUCUGCGUCCUUGAACGACACUUGGCCGGUCGAGCCCUGGAAAGAAGAAAUGGCUUUGCCGAUACUGAUGUUCGCCGGGGGCGCCAUUGGGAAUAUAAUAGCAGUCGUCGUUCUGUCCAUGUCGAGACAGGACAGGAAAAGUUCCGCGUUCUACGCGCUGGUGUGCGGUCUGGCUGUGACCGACCUGCUGGGCACCUGCCUGGCCAGCCCGCUGACCAUCGCCAACUACUUGGACCCGCGGGUGCUCCGAGGCGGGGCCCUGUGCGACUUCCACGCCUUCUUGCUGCUCUUUUUCGGCUUGACCGGCCUCGGCAUCAUUUGCGCCAUGGCGGCGGAGCGCUACCUGGCCAUCUGCUGCCCUUACUUGUACCGGCGCUGGGGCGUGGACCGCCGCUUCGCGCGGACCUUCCUCACCUGCGUGUACGCCGCCAACGUCCUUUUCUGCUGCCUCCCGGUGACGGGGGCGGUGAGGGGCAGCUUGCAACCCUCCGAAACGUGGUGCUUCGUCGACCUGAGGACCCCCGAGCCCGUGGCCGCUGUGUACUCGGUGCUGUACGGCGCGGUGAGCGUGCUGCUCAUCGCGGGGACCACCGCGCUCAACGUGGCCGUGUGCGGCUCGCUGCUGCUCAUGCGUCGGCGCAGCGUGCGCAGGCGCACCGAGGGCGGCAGGAGCAGCGUGCGGGCCAGGUGGAGGGCGCUCUCCUCCGCCGCGGAGAUCCAGAUCGUGGCCGUGCUGGUCGUGACCUCGCUCGUGGUUCUGGCCUGUUCGGCUCCGUUGGUGGUGCGCGUGUUCGCCAACCGUCUGAUGCUGAAAGACGACCCCGAAGCCGACCUGGAAGCCAUCCGGAUCGCAGCCGUUAACCCCAUCCUAGACCCUUGGAUCUACAUCCUCCUCAGGCGGUCUCUGUUUCGCCGAAUACUAAGUCUGUCCAGACGAUGUCGAACUCGCAGCAGUAGCGCCCUGACCACGCAAGGGCGUCUGUUUUAUCCCGAACACACCAAAGACAGCAAUGUGUUGAGUCAAAUGAUGCACACUAGUCUCAGGACUUCGCUUCCUGCGGCCUCUACUGUCUCACCACCGCACGUGCACUCUGUUGAUCUUAAAUUCAGAGACUGAAGGCUUGUUUGUUUGUUUUUUGCUUGAAGGAGACGCACAGACACUUGUGCUACCUGGCACUUUUGGAAAGGGCCAUUAAGGUCCAGAGAAAUUCUUCUUACUGUAGUCUACCACUCAGGGUCAGAGGGGAGCUGCUAUCCCAGCUGACUUCGGGCAAGGGACUGAUUACGCGUCGGACUGAUUACCAGUCAAUCACAGAACUGACAGACGAAGACAGGCAACCAUUCACACACGUUAUAAAGAGUUUUCGGUGUACAGUACCUCACAUACAGGUCUGUAGAAGGAAGCUGGAGUACACGCAAGCACAGGGAGAAAAUGCAUACUCCACCAAAAAAACAAAAAAAACAACAUGCCUUGUUGGAUGUUUAAGUCAUAGGACGCUAUGAGGACCAAGAUGCUUACAGUAAAGUAUAAAAAUAAGAGAGGGUUGAAUAUUUAUUUGCAUCAUUUACUGUCACCCAGCAUUGACUUGAAUCUAAUUUUACGUCUGUAUUUUCCUCAUGUUGCAUCAGUCCUCAUCGGCUUACCGCUUCGUCCACCCUUUGUUGAGGGCCAAAUUGGACGUUAUGGGACGUGUCCUUGGUUCCUCCUAAAAUCAUGAUUUGAGCUCGUAAGAGCAUAAAUAUUCUGUAAUUCUAACAUCUUUGGGAUCGCUACUGGGUGGGGAAAGAAAAUACUUUUGCCUUCUGUGCAAUUUUAGCCACAUUAAAAUAAGGUCAGACUCCAAAAUUCCUGCCUCGCUCCAACUUUGGAAAUGCUCUCAAGAUCAGGAAGUUAAAAAAAGAAAAAGGGAGUCUGGAGCCUCAGGGCCAUCCAUUGACAUUCUUAUGUAGGCUCAGAUGUUUCUUUAUUUAAAUGUCCAGUGUGUGAUCUAUUUUAUUUCAUUUAUUUAAAACCAGCAAUGCACAAAUCUUAGUUUUCACGGGAGUGCAUUGUGUGUGUGUUUUUUUUUUUUUUUUUUUAAGUGUUUAAUCUACAUUGAAAAACAUUUUAAAGUGGAGUGAGCUAACCAGAUGUGCAGUCUGUUUUCCUAAGAAGGGAAGGUUCGAAAGGUUGGUAGUUUAAUCCAAAUAUUACUUCCCAAACAUGGAGCUGGGGUAUGGUCACCACUGGCACAAGUAUUAUCCCAGUCUAACGAACUGCUGACGUCAGUGAUUUACGUAAGGACCAAGGUGAUAAAAGUAUUGAAAUUAAUGUUGUACAUGCCUUAUUUGUAAGGUUUUCUUCUCCCAUUUUUUUGAACAGCCCCAUUAAGUUAUCGUAUGUAAUUUACAGUGUAAGAUCAUUUGGUGCCCCCCCACUGAAAAUAUAUUUACCUGAGGAAAGACAUUACAUUACAGUUCAGUCCAGUAUUCUAUUUAUUUUUUUUUUACAUUUAAAAAUAGCAUUUUUUAAAAAAUCAGAAGCAGAGACAACUGCAAAACAAUUUGUACCAUGACAACCAUAAAUAAAAAUCUAUAAACAUUAGCUGAGUAAAAUCUCACAAAAAUAAUAAUCAUAGUUUUACAGAGAAACCACCCCCUACUAACACAUACUGUACAUCCCAGUGAGCAAACUUUGUCCUAGGAAAAUUAGCUUUGCAAAUUGGGCUCACCAAGUUCUUAAUAAGCGUCCAUUGGACUCCAACUUGAUGCUGACAAUAAGAAAGUUCAAGAAUAAACUUCCAACAGGGCCAGGCCUCCAUCCUGCGGUCCUUUGCUUUUGGCAACAUCAAGGAACAAAAUAUAAACAAUGGGGGGGGGGAAAAAAAGUCAAUAGAAUAAUUUGCUUGUUCGUGAUUAGUAUGCAUAUAAGCAACCACUUGCAGCAGAGAAUUUACACCAGAUAGUAUCUGCGAGGCCACAUAAAGAGUGGGCCGUAAUUAACUUCAAGCUUGGAAAGUUUUCCGCUUGGGAAUAAAUACUACACGUCUGAAUAAAGAUAAUUAUUAAACCAUU